Coccinella septempunctata (seven-spotted ladybird) is the source of this 1900-nucleotide messenger RNA. It is a transcript of the gene TfAP-2, whose product is annotated as transcription factor AP-2-epsilon. Lineage: Eukaryota; Metazoa; Arthropoda; Insecta; Coleoptera; Coccinellidae. Bases 159 to 1667 code for a protein of 502 amino acids. Gene Ontology annotation, molecular function: DNA-binding transcription factor activity, RNA polymerase II-specific; RNA polymerase II transcription regulatory region sequence-specific DNA binding. The transcript has 5 exons. Gene Ontology annotation, biological process: regulation of transcription by RNA polymerase II; regulation of cell population proliferation; anatomical structure development. The record is from RefSeq and is a predicted model, not a curated record. Gene Ontology annotation, cellular component: nucleus.
GCAAGUAUCGCCUCAGUCGCCCGGAGCCUUCCUUACUAGUCAUAACCUCUUGCCAUAUAACAUGUGCCUUGUAGUUUCGCGAGUGCCACCAACCACCUGAAGCGACAUUGCCAUAUUUUCCCCCCGAGUAACACGUGACGUGAAUAACAACAAUAACAAUGGAUAACCCGGACUCCCCGGACUCGCUGGCCAGCGAUCAGCUAUCCGUGGACCUGCUCAGUCCGCGUUCGAAGAGGAGGUCUAAUGUUGUCACCUGCGACAUGGUCGACAGGAGAGACGGUACCCCCGAUGUUGUCGGAAAAAACACAAACAACAAUGACGUGGGGUUCGUGCUCAUGGAGGAUCAGUCGCCGGAAAAUGCGAAUGAAGAGGAGGACGAUGUAAGUUUCCAGUCAUUCAAGAAAGAAGACUCAUAUUCGGAACGUCUCACUGCCAGCGGCCAUGGUUCCUUAGCGUUGAGCGGAAGCAGUCCUGGCUACGGGGCAGGUGGUUCCUCCGGACACCACCGAGGCUCUUCCGGCCUGCACCACGCCGCUGCGAUGCAGCAUCAGUUGCCGCAGCCCGACUUCCAACCGGCCUAUUUCCCCCCGACUUUUCACCAUCCGCCCAGCCCACCGCCACAGCAACAUCUGGAGUACCUCACGGAUCCGUACGGGGCCCUGCCGGGUCUGCACCACUACAAUCAGUUGGGCCUUGGAAGGCCCAGGGAUUCCGACCCUAACCACCAUGUGGGCCAGCUCGGACACGGAGGUGGUUUCCCUUACAGUUCAGGGCCGGGAGGCGGAAGGUCCGACUAUUCAGUGAGCGUUUCUCAACGUCCACACGAUGAUCCGCUGUCGUUGCACCAGGCUCUGGGACAGGCUGUGGAUGAGGCCCAAGGAGGUCUCGAUGACAACUCUGGGUUCAUUUCAGAAAUACCUCUCUUGAAAGGCAUGAAGGGUGGCAAAGAACACGGCGUAGGUUCUAUGGUAUCCCCUAGCGACGUAUUCUGUUCAGUGCCAGGCCGUCUCUCACUGCUAUCGUCAACCUCAAAGUACAAAGUCACUGUUGGAGAAGUGCAACGGCGUCUCUCCCCACCAGAGUGUCUAAACGCAUCUCUUCUCGGCGGGGUUCUCCGACGGGCAAAAAGCAAGAAUGGGGGAAGGAUAUUGAGGGAAAAAUUGGAAAAAAUCGGUCUAAAUUUGCCAGCAGGACGGAGAAAAGCCGCGAACGUAACUCUGCUCACCUCGCUGGUGGAAGGAGAGGCCAUCCACCUAGCCAGGGACUUCGGUUACGUAUGCGAAACAGAAUUUCCUUCGCGACAGGUCGCUGAGUAUCUUCUCAGACAGCACGGCGAGACGCCGAGAAGAAAGGAACUUUUACAAGCCACCAAACAGAUAACUAAGGAGCUGAUGGAUCUCCUCAACCAGGACAGAUCGCCCCUGUGCAAUACGCGGCCGCAAAUCAUCCUAGACCCUUCCAUUCAGAGACAUUUGACCCAUUUCUCCCUCAUUAGCCACGGCUUCGGCAGUCCGGCCAUAGUUGCAGCCCUGACGGCCAUUCAGAACUUUCUGAGUGAAUCGUUGAAACAUUUAGACAAAGUGUUCCCAAACCAAAACACACAACAAGGACAGCAAAUGUUAGUGACGUCCACGUUAGAUAAAGCUAAAUUAGAAGACAAAAAGUGACCGUUCAGUAAAUCUGUGUUUUUUGUGAUCUGAAGAUAACGCUGAUUUGGAUGCAUUUUCAAUGGCGUCGUCUAGUUUGUUUUUUGAGACUUUGUUAAGUAUUUUAUUGUAUUGUUUUUUUAUUGUAAUUAUUCUGAUUGAUAUGAGAUAUAUUUUUUUCAAACAGUGCCAAUGCCGAUCAUGAACGUGUAAAUAAAAUUUGGGUAUAUAAUAAAGAAACAUUCCAAACAGUA